AUGGGAACGGUGACCCCGGCAACAGGUGUCAACAACACCUUCCCACAGGGUGUCCCUUUUCCUUCCCCACCAUUACUACCACCUCCUUCUCUAUUUCCUCCCUUUCCCGAGUAUUGUUCUUUAUACCCUCUAUUCCACCUUUAUCCUCUUAUAUCGUCACAAGUCAGGAGUCUGUAUACUAUACACAUUACUAUAACCAGCCCAACUGUUUAGAGUACCCACUGUCACUAUGCCUCCCAGACGCAAAGCCGCUGCCGUCUCCCAGGCACGUACUCGAACAUUACACUCUUUCACAAAAAAGGUUUCAAAAAGCGUUAGUUCUACGGGAAGCGCUUCCGCCGUUAAGCAGGGGAUUCCGUUAAAAACAAGGGCCAAAAAGGUGGGUAGCAAGCCGGAAAAAAUAUCUUUGAAAAUUAUUCAGGACGGAGACGAAGAUGUACUUGUACCCGUUACGAUCGAGCCCGAACCCGCUAUUGUCCAGGUGGAGGAGUCGGUCGUUAAAGUUACCCCUACAUCUGAACCUGCGCCUGCACCUACUCCAGCGAAGAAACGGAAACGUGCCAUAGACGAUUUUUUCUCGCCCCCCACUAAGAAGCCUGCUGUCGCUACCUGUACUACUGUUACUCGUCCAUUACCGUCUCCGCCGGCUUCUUCCCCGCCGUUGGAGAGUCUUCCGGCAGACCUAGCCCUGUUACAGACCCUUCAUGGCUCGCUGUUAACGGCUCUACUUUUGCAUAGGGCCCAUCAUAACAAUGGUACACACCCCGCUUCAUUCUCCGCCAUAAAGCUUCACGCGGAGCGUCUUGCUCGCAGGGAUCUUAGCUUCGAGGAUCUUAGGAGGAUAGUGUAUAUAUCCCACUAUGGAGAAAAGGCAGACAACGGCGGCUUCAAAUUGGUUGACUACGGCGCCGGGAAUAUAUGCAUCGACUUUAUCGAGAAGACCGGGGCUCGAAAACUGGUCAACACGAAACUACUCAAAGAGGAAUUCGAGGCAAAACUAUGGUUAUACUUUCGUAGGCAUCGGGGGGACUCAAACGCCCAACUCAUCACUCCACCAAGCUCAUUCACCGAGGACGAUAAGGGGGAGGAAAAGGAGGGGACCGGGAAAAAAGAUUCUGCCUAUGAGACCAUAGUCCCCCUCGCCGAGAUAGUCGCACAUCCCCAAGCUGCCACCAUUCAAAGCGUCCUGCACAGCAAGAACCAAGCCGUGCUCCAAGAACUCCGCAAACCUGCCUCUGUGCCUCCUCCUAAAUCCGCGACUCGCGUCACUCCCCUCUCUUCUCGCACGUCAACACUUUACGACCGCAUCCGUGCUAAAGCCGAGGCUGCAGCUGCAGCCCGACAGAAGGCACCAUCAAAGGAAGCCCUGGCCCGUGCCGCCGCUGAGCAACGAAUCCCAGAGAUUGAGCCGAUCCUAAGAAGCCUAGCCGGGCGCGGGACAAACAUGACGAUGAAAAGCGUCGUUGAAGGGAUCAAGGAGAGUACGAGAAAUCCCAUAUCAAUGGAAGAUGCGGAGAAAGUUGUUAGAGUCAUAGCAGAAAGGGACGGUGGAAAGGGCUGGGUCAGGGUUGCUGAUGUUGGGAGGGUUACUGGUGUAGUCUUUACCAAGAGGGAUACUGGUGGGUUUGAGUAA
Molecule: messenger RNA, 1633 nt
Organism: Tuber aestivum (summer truffle)
Lineage: Eukaryota; Fungi; Ascomycota; Pezizomycetes; Pezizales; Tuberaceae
Source: the annotation of a GenBank genome assembly